AUGACAGCCCAGCAGCCAUUUACGCUCGCCUUGAACGAAAAAGAAAAUGGCAUGGCUAACGAGGUUUUGGACACUUGGAAAAGAACCGCGGAACGAACGCCAACACUUGAGAUUCUGCCUCCCUCUAUAGAUCGUACAACGUGGAUGUCCGUCCUCGGUGAGUUCAGGACAAUCCUUGGUAACGAUGGAGUCUUAGUGGGCCAUGAGCAACACGUCCGCUACGUUGACCCAUACGCACAAGAGCAUGAUGAGCAGGAGAGGCGAGGGAGCUCGGCCACUCUGCUUCCUGUGACGGUCGAAGAAAUUCAGGAUAUUCUGAGACUCUGUAACAACCAUCGCAUUCCUCUAUGGACGGUCUCCAGAGGGAAGAACUUGGGUUACGGGGGUCCUGCGGCCAGAGUCAAAGGCUCGAUAAUACUCGACCUCCAGCGGAUGCGCAAGAUCAUCGAGAUCAAUGACAAAUAUUCAUACUACACCGUUGAGCCAGGCGUCACCUUUUUUGAUAUUUACAGGGCCAUCCAAGAGCAGAAGAAAAACAUUUGGUGUUCCGUUCCUGCGCUUGGCUGGGGCUCGAUUGUGGGCAACGCUUUGGACAGAGGAUGGGGAUAUACCCCAGCAGGUGACCACUCGAAUCAAAUUUGUGGAAUCGAGGUCCUUCUUGCAGACGGAACACUUGUCCGAACAGGAGCGGGGGCAUUGAAUGAAUCACCUUGCUGGGCUCUUUUCCGCGGUGGCUAUGGACCCACGUACGAAUCAAUGUUUAGUCAAAGCAACUUUGGUAUAGUCACAAAGCUCAGUCUCUGGGCGUCACCCAGCCCACAGGGUUUCAUGUCAUGCCGAGUAGAUAUUGCGGACGAGGAAGGUCUUGCACCAUUGAUCGACGCUUUCCGCGAGCUGUUGCUUCGCGACGCGAUCCAGAACCACCCUUUGAUAGGAAAUGUUCCGAGAGAAAUUGUGAAACGAGGAACGCGGGAAAAGUUUUACCAAGGCAAAGACGCGAUACCGGAUGCAAGGUUGAAAGAGAUACAGCACGAAUUGGGGAUCGGAUUUUGGUCUGCAAGAUUUGCACUCUACGGCCCGAAAGAGAUGAUUGAACUAAACUACAAAAGAUGUCGAGAGAUUCUCGACCAGGUCCCAGGCGCGAAAGUCAGCGGAAGUGCAUUCUAUCCUCCCAAAGGGAAGUCAUUCUUAAGCCCCGAGGACCUUCCACUUGAAGAUCGGUCUGUUGAGACAGGAACUCCGAGUCUUAUGGCUCUGAAGGCCGUUGAAUAUCGCGGAAAAGAUGGUGGACACAUCUCUUUCUCCCCUGUCCUACCACCGGAUGGCAAAACUGCCCUUACCUUCUACUAUGCCGCCAAGGCACUUUGUGCGAAAUACGGUUUUGACUAUUUCGGGGGUCUGCACCUGUACCCUCGCCAUCUGACAAUGAUUGACAUGAUCUAUUUUGACAGACAGUCACGCGCCGAGCGACAGAGCGCGCAGAAGCUGUUCAUCGAAUUGGUCCACCUCGCUCGACAGCAAGGGUUUAGUGAGUAUAGGGCUCAUAUUGACUACAUGGACCUCGUUGCCAAACAGUAUGACUUCAAUGGUGGGAGUCUGAUGAAGUUAAAUGAGCGAAUCAAGGACGCAUUAGAUCCCAACGGUAUAUUGAGCCCUGGAAAGCAGGGUAUCUGGCCAGAAAAUUACAGAGAGAAGAAGGACAUCAACAUUGCCGAUGAUGUUAAGGCCAUUAAGAGCAUGAAGAAUAGUGGAGAUGUUACCAUUGCGGUGAAAGAGAAGGCAAUCUGCGGACUGUCUAAGGGAUUAAGCCCUCCCAUGCUAAGCUAUGCAUAG
Molecule: messenger RNA, 1833 nt
Organism: Fonsecaea multimorphosa CBS 102226
Lineage: Eukaryota; Fungi; Ascomycota; Eurotiomycetes; Chaetothyriales; Herpotrichiellaceae
Exons: 4
Coding region: 1-1833 (610 amino acids)
Biological process (GO): lactate catabolic process
Cellular component (GO): mitochondrion
Molecular function (GO): D-lactate dehydrogenase (NAD+) activity; D-lactate dehydrogenase (cytochrome) activity; FAD binding
Source: RefSeq, a predicted model, not a curated record